Messenger RNA from Solea solea (common sole), 3433 nucleotides. RefSeq names its product centrosomal protein 55 like (gene cep55l). The record is from RefSeq and is a predicted model, not a curated record. The coding region runs from base 172 to 1584 and encodes 470 amino acids. Gene Ontology annotation, biological process: regulation of phosphatidylinositol 3-kinase/protein kinase B signal transduction; mitotic cytokinesis. Lineage: Eukaryota; Metazoa; Chordata; Actinopteri; Pleuronectiformes; Soleidae. The transcript is spliced from 11 exons.
CAGCGCGCUGCAAUUCAAAUUUCAGGAAACGAAAACGUCUGGCUUGUUAAACCGUCUUGUUGUUACACACUGAAUCAACAGGAAACCUUCAAUUCUCUGCUUCUACUGCCACAUUUCUUGUGUCCCCAAACUCCUCCAGCUUCCGGGUGCAGUACCUGUGACAAAGCAGCCAUGACAUCCAAAGGUAACAAAGAGACCAUCAUCGGUAGACUGGGUUUCAAGUCCAGCAGCUCUGCCCCCAAGGCCGAGGCAGAGAUGGAGAGAGUCAGGAAGGAGAACGCUCACCUGAAGAGAAAAAUUGAUGAGCUGCACAAAAGACUCGUCACCAAAGCCACCAAACCACCCGACUCAGAUAAUACCAAGCUGCUAGAGAGGAUUGUUACCCUUGAGACAUUGUGGGGGAAGAACAAUCAGCAGUUGCUGGUUAAAGAGCAGGAAAUAGAAUCUUUGAGACAGCUGCUGUCAGCGCGAGGAGGAGAGGUGGUAACAUCACUGCAGGCUCAGCUGGAGCAGCAGAAGAAGGAGACAGAGUUGAAAGACGCACUGAUACAGAGUAUUUCGCAGGAGAAGGAGAACCUGAAAAAUGAGAUUGCCACCGUUUCUGCCCGCUGCCAGUCUCUGGAAAUACAAGUGGCACAGAAUGGACAGAUGCCCCCUCCAGAGCAGGCAUUGGUACAAGAUCAACUGAAAGAUGCUCUUGAGAAGAACCAGCAGUGGUUGACGUACGACCAGCAGAGAGAGGCCUAUGUCCAGUCCCUCAUCGGCCAUACACGGGAGCUGGAGCAGCAGCUGGCCCAGCCCAAGAAGCAGGACCCCAAACCAGAGGCCAAUUCAGAUGCAGGUGCAGAAAAGGAAGCCCAACUGAAAUGUCAGCUUGACCAAAUAUCAGCGCUGCAGAAAGACCUUGAGAGCCAAAAAGAUCAGGUUGCCAGAGCUAAACAGGAGCUCCACAUGCAGAGGGAACAGACACUGAACGCUCAGAGCGAGCUGCAGUCUCGAAACGAGCAGGUCGCCAGAGUCCAGGAGGAGCUGCUGUCGCUGCAGAGGAGGUACGAGGAUAAGUGCGGCGAGCUGUCAUCCUGUGCGAGGAAGUACGGAGAGAGGAAGAAAGAGCUGGAGGACGCCAGGAUGCAACUGCAGGCCAAGCAACAGGGCAGCAGACAUAAAGCGUCUGCGGAGAGAAGGGUGUCAUCUGAGGAAGUGAAGGUCAUGGACAUCGAGCUGGAGAAGAAGAGAUCUGAUGAACUUCUGCUGCAGAUCCGACUGUUAGCCAAGGACUUUGAGAAUGAAAAGCUGGAUCGUCAAAGCACGCAACACCAGCUGAACAAGUUGCUGAAGGAGUUUCGCAGGACUCGGGAUCAGACUGUGAAACUGAAUUCUUACUUUCAGAGGCAGUUGACUGCCGAUACCCCAGAGCCCUGCACCCACACCAAGUUUCAGCGUCUUAGUCUCGAUGACCCCAUGUCACCACCCAAAGCCACCAACCUUGAUGAAAGUUUCCUCGAGUGCCCCGGUUGUCAGGUCUCCUAUCCCGCCAGCCGUCACAGGGAACUCCUGCGACACAUCGACUUCUGCCUCGCCUGAGGCUUACGAUAAAGGAUUUUUAAGGGUGUCAUAAAUAUUUUUUGUGAAUGAAGACAUGCUGUCAGUGGGUAACAAGCACAUGUUGCUCCUUUUUUAAAGAUUGAAAAACACUGGACUAUAUUAUGAGAUCAGUUCAGGAUUGUUUUUAGGCUAUUUAUAGAUAUUAUCGGUUUAAAAUACAUCUUCCAGUGUUAUCAUGAUAAUUAGAUACAAGCUGAUGACACGUUUAACAAUGAGUCACCAAUGUGUUAUAGAAUAGUAUACACAGUUCCUAUUUAAAAGAAAUGAAAAAACAAAUAUUAGUAUUGUCUCUUAAAGCCAAAGAUUGAUCCAAUCAUUUACUGACCUUUUUUUUUCAAUUGUUAUUAUUAUUAUUAUUCCUCUGUGUUUAUUUCCAUGUUUUGCCCAUAGACUGUAAAUAAACAUGGACUUAGUCUCUAUCAGUUGCCACAUCUUGAAGCCUCAAGAUUGCGCUGCUGUUCAAGUUUUUGCACCUGUUAACCUUUAUCCUCUAAAUACAAACAUAAUACACAAACUUGACAUUAUGUUCUAUUUAAGAUCUGAACCCAGUGAUUGAGGUCAUUAACACCUCAGGAAAAUGUUUACUCGUGUUAUAAAUCAAGUGAGAUGUAGAAGCUAAUUUCCCCACAGACCUCCGUUCAAAGUGCAUCCAGCAGAGUCGCCCCCUGGUGGCAAAUUGCAACUUCCGUCCUACUUGGCUGGGCACCAAACAGUAAGACUAUGUCUAUAUACAGUCUAUGGUUUUGCCUGCAGUGUAUUUUUCAGUUUUCGUAAAAGCUCUUAGUGAAUUUUGACUGCUUUUAAGUUUUAUUUGUGUAUUUUUGAUCCGGUUAUUUAUUCUUGUGUUGUUUUUAAAGGUGAGGUAUUGUCUUUCUUUAGGGAAUGAAAGCUUUUAUUUUUUAAACCAAUAGUAAAGUAACGUCAUUGUAUGUUGUGUGAAAGUUUACAGUCCGGCCUGAUGUGUUCCAUCCAUGCAUCAGCUGUAAACGUGGUUCCUCCACUCCUAGUUCCAUUGCUCUCUGUGUCGCAUGGUCUAAGUCUAGAUUUGAAAAUAAUGAGGUAACGAACAAAGUAAAAUGAGAUUAUCUGUUCAUAUUAGUUUUGUCUACCAUGCGUUGCUUGUACAUGUGUAUAGUUGUGCUCUAGUAUAGCAAUGUGGAAUUGUUUCUAUAUCUUGUAACUGACUUCUCAAAAAAAAAAACGUAGGAAUCGACAGCAGCUCAAAUAAAAAUGCAGAUUUUUAGCGGUACACUAAAUCCCAUUUCCAGUUGGAAAAGGCUGUCAAACUCCAUACUUAGCGACAAAUGUAUUCUUCACUUAGACUUAAUGGAGCCUAUUUGCCAAGUGACUAUAAAUCUGUUUUCUCUCGUCUCCCAGCUCAAUGCGAAAGGCACAGCCUACUUACGACCACACCUCUAAUGAAGCUUGAAUUGGUCACAUGGUGUCGGGUUGUAUAUUCUUUCUGGUUGAAGUCAAACUUGUCUCUCUGCCCUGACUUCUCCAGCUCGCUGGAAUUAGAUUACAUGACCUAACUCCUUGUACUAAACUCUUUAAAGAGGUGGAUUCAUGAAGGUCCUCUUGGUCAAAAAGGAAAAAGGUGUUCAGGUGCCUUUUAUUCCUGCUGCCUUGGCAAUGUGACGGGCAUAGACUUAGGUUAGUUUUGUUUUUGUUGUGUCUGUUUCAGCAUCUCAACCGGAUGUGAUCUGCGAAUGUUGUUUUGGCCUCCUGAUUUAGCUUUUUACAGGUUUUAUUCGAAUUGUGUGCUCCAUGGUGGUUUUCUGAUGCACUGUACUGUAUAAAAAUGUGCAAUAAAGAUGUAAGUUUCGUA